This is a messenger RNA of Striga asiatica, 2474 nucleotides long. The record is from the annotation of a GenBank genome assembly. NCBI's taxonomy places the organism in Eukaryota, Viridiplantae, Streptophyta, Magnoliopsida, Lamiales, Orobanchaceae.
UUCCAAACGAGUGCUUGACUGAGUCGAAUUCAUACCCUUGUUGGCGUUUCAAUUUUCUUAUCCCGCGAGUUUCAGUGAAACCCUAAUUUCCCAAAUUGCUCUCCUUGAAUCUCAUUCACUCUCUCCGCUGGUUGUAGCAGAUGCUCAAAAUUGGCGCGGUUUGUUUCUGUGUUUCUUCGUGUCCAAGCUGAUGGUCUGGAUUUUUUUUAAUAAAUCAAAGGGCUUACAGUGAGUUUGGCGCUAAUCUGCAUACAGCUGUGCUCCAUUGUAGAUACUGCUAAAGUUCAAUUCUUCCAUUGCGAAUCCUGUAUUGAUUUCCUUAGGAUUGGGAUCAUUAUCAGAUCAAGAGAUGCUUCCUAAUAGCGAUUUUGAAAUGUAAUUAUUUUGGUACAUGUUUCAUACUGCCGAUGCCACAAAUAGUGAAUGUAAAUGGCGAGAUUCGAGGCUUGCAUUUCCCACAUUGCUUAUUUGUCUGAUCGCAAAAAUUGCAUGUUUCUCAGUGCCUCUGCAUGGAAUUCUAUGCGGUGUGUUAUUUUCUUUCACUAAAUAGAAAGAUUCGACAAACAGGCAAAUUCACGCCAUGUAGCUGAAAAUACAGUGCACUUGGCUGAAAUUUGUUCCCUUUUUUCUGUUCUUUUUCUUAAAUAUCCUGCUGUAAAUGGGACAAUGGAGAAUAAAGGAACCAUGGUCGGCCCGAAAGGCCUUGUUAGAAAGCAUGAACUUGUACGAAUCAUAGUCCAAUGUUUAUAUUCCCUGGGCUACAGUAGGUCUGCCUCCUGUUUGGAAACAGAGUCUUGCAUCACACUCAAGUCCUGUGAAUUUGAAGCACUCGAAUCACAAAUUCUCAAUGCCAAUUGGGACGAUUGCAUUAGAAGUCUCAAUAAAAUGGACACCUUGGCUGAUGAGAUGAGAUCGUCAGCAUUGUUCAUUGUUCUCGAGCAGUGCUUGUUGGAAUGCUUGAAUUCUGGGCACAUCCCUGUCGCAUUGGACUUACUACGAAGAAAGUUUUCAGCUUUGAAGAUUGGCAAAGAAAAGCUUCACGAGCUUUCCUAUGGAUUGAUUUCACUGAAGGGGUGGGGUUGUACGGAUUCUGAUGGUGUGCUUGAGCUGCGAGAAAGACUGAUCUUGAAGCUGGAAAAAAUUUUACCCCCACCAAUUACACUGCCUGAGAGAAGGCUGGAACAUUUGGUCGAGAUGGCUGUGUGCGCUCAGAUUGAGAGCUGUAUGUACCACAGUUCAUCUGAUGUGGUGUCGUUGUAUAGGGAUCACCAUUGUGAUCGAAGUCAGUUUCCAACAGAGACUAUUCAGAUAUUGACUUGUCAUCAGAAUGAAGUGUGGUUCAUUCAGUUUUCAAACAAUGGAGAGUAUUUGGCAUCAUCGUCAAGUGAUUGCACAGCCAUCAUAUGGGAGGUGCAGCAUGACAACAAGAUAACCCUAAAGCACACGCUACGCAGCCACAAAAAACCCAUCUCCUUCGUGUCCUGGAGUCCAGACGACAGCAUGCUCCUCACUUGCGGCAACAUUGAAGUCCUCAAGCUUUGGGACGUCCAAUCUGGCAUCUGCCGCCACACGUUCGGCACUGACGAAUUCACUGUAAGCUCGUGCGCCUGGUUUCCCGACUCCCGCAGGCUCGUCUGUGGCAGCUCUGUCCCCAAGAAAGGAAUCCGCAUGUGGGACUGUGAUGGCCACGAGAUCCGGGCCUGGAAAGGGGCCCGCAUGCCCAAGGUGCUCGAUCUAGCCAUUACCCCUAAUGGGGAAAAUCUCGUAAGCAUAUUUUCAGAUAAGGAGAUUCGGAUAAUGAAUGUUGGGACGGGUGCCGAGCGCGUGAUUCCUGAGGAGCACUCGAUCACGUCGCUGUCGGUGUCGGGGGACAGUGAGUUUUUGAUUGUGAGCCUUAAUAGUCAGGAGAUUCACUUGUGGGGUGUUGGAGGGGGGUCGGUGGGCCCCGCGAUGUGUUAUAAAGGCCACAGGCAGAAGAAGUAUGUCAUACGCUCGUGCUUUGGUGGGCUCAACAGCAUGUUUAUUGCCAGUGGCAGUGAGGAUUCCAAGGUUUACAUAUGGAACCGCCGAUGUUCUGAUCCGAUUGAGAUCUUAUCUGGUCACUCAAUGACUGUAAAUUGUGUCAGCUGGAAUCCAAAACGACCCCAGAUGUUAGCUUCGGCUAGUGAUGAUAAUACAAUACGAAUAUGGGGGCCGACCUGUGGAAGAUAAAUGAGAAAAUGAAGAAGUUGAGUUUCAUUGAAGAAGGAUGUAUAUCAUAUGCAAAUGCAGCAUGGUUCACUUGUAAAUAUACUUGCUUUUUGAAUGUAUAUUCUCAUUAACAGUUGUUUCAUUUUUUUUUCCUCCAAUACCUCUGUAGCAAUCUCUUGAGGAUGACUGGUAAUUGUGUUACCUUUUUGCUUCUAUAAUUUUUAUUAUAACUUUUUGGACUAGCUCUACUGUUCUUAACAGCCUGUUGCAGGGUUUUCAAAUUA